Messenger RNA from Sycon ciliatum, 4144 nucleotides. RefSeq lists its product as uncharacterized. The coding region runs from base 368 to 4075 and encodes 1235 amino acids. NCBI's taxonomy places the organism in Eukaryota, Metazoa, Porifera, Calcarea, Leucosolenida, Sycettidae. The record is from RefSeq and is a predicted model, not a curated record. The transcript has 22 exons. Gene Ontology annotation, molecular function: calcium ion binding.
GGGUCUCAGCCCGGGCAGGCUUCGAAUGCGACGCCCUGUCGCAAACAGAUCUGGCAACACUCGCGUAUCAGGCUUGGCUUGAGUUGAGGAAAUAGUUGAAGCAACUUGUACUUGAAUUCUGAGAAUCGUCGUUUCUUGUUUACAAAAGAAGGUUUGCCUGUCUUCCCACUUCAGUAUAAACUCAGUGCAAGAGUCUCGAAACAAUUAUGUUAUUUCGAUUCAGCAUUCGUGCGUGAAUGUAGUUGAAGGAGCGAGAGCUUACUACAGCGUCGAUCAACGAACGGGCGGAAGGCCCCAUCCGAUUUUCCACUGCUACACAAUAACUCGGACAUUGGUGCUCAACGGAGAACAAGGGGACAGGGGCGCAAUGCCACCCUUGGCAUGGGCGCUGUUGUGCCUGAUGGUUUGCCAGUGGAGUGCACCCAGCUCAGGCAACAUGGAGUUUGUUUGUCCGUCUGGAAACGGAUGGCUGUUCAUGCCCACGACGGACAACGUUACCGUAGAUGCCGCUGAGUCCCUCUGUCUGUCCAAACAUGCCAAGCUGCCUGACGAUGACGUCUGCAUUGGCAAGCUAGCAGCGAAGGUCUCGCCAAGUCUAGGUUACAGGCCAAGGAUCUGGCGGCAUAGUACAGCACCAUCCGGAGAGAAACUGUCUGCCACUGACAGCACGAAAAAUUCACAAGAUUUGAAGCAGCACGUAGCCUGCUUUACAGAUCUCGGUGUGAAUGGUUGCGUGGCUGAUAAGGAUUGUCCAUCAGAUUACAAAUGCCUGAAGGCGGUGAAGCAUGGCGGAAAGAAUAGCUGCGCAAGUAACCUAUUUCCAUCAGUUUUUGAUGUUGAUGAAUGUACGUCCGGAACGCAUACGUGUGCUUCGGAUCAGAAUGCUACAUGUGCAAACACUUUGGGUUCUUACCAAUGUUUAUGCAGCAGUGGGUACACCUGGACUGGAUCUAAAUGUUCCGACGUGGAUGAGUGCACAUCACUGAAGCAUGCAUGUCUUAACAAAGUAAAAUGCAUAAACACAGAGGGCUCCUACUCAUGUGAAUGUCCCACUAGCCAAACCUGGAAUGGAAGAAUGUGUUCAGCAUUUACACCUUGUGCUGGUGUCCAAUAUGAAUAUCGUCUCUUGAUUAUGCCUGGUAUUAAUGCGUUUGAUCAUGCAUGGCAUCACUGUAAAACACAUUUUCCAGGCUCAUGGCUCGCAGCACCGCAAAAUCAAGACGAAAUGAACUGCUUGUACAAGAUGGAACCCCAAUAUUUAACUACUGUCAUGAUUGGGAUCAAGCGAGUCAAUGGGAUCUGGAUAAACUACGAAACCAAGACAGAACAGACUUACUUUAACUGGCAACUCGUACCGCCCUGGAAUAGGCAGCGUGUGUGUGCAAUUUCUUCCAUUGGUUCUCCCUUUCAAAGAGAUUUUUCGAAUUAUUGGUUUACUACACCCUGCCACGGGCAAAGGGUAAAGGGUUUUUUCUGCCAAAGAAAAGUGACUCCUUAUUGCCAACCACCAACUCUUUCAAACGGCCAGGUGAAUGUAAGGAACGGGAUGGCCCGGUUUACGUGCAAUAGUGGCUACAAACUGGUCGGAGUAUCCGUCUCCUUCUGCGUCUACACCGUCACUCAUACGUGGCUAUUCGACAGAAGUUGCUUUUAUCAGCACACAACUGGGCAACAUAACACCAAUUUCACUUAUCGCCUGCUCAGGCCACUAGCCAAUGCUGAUCAAGCCAAACAGGAUUGCGAGGCAGUUGGGCUGAGGCUUCCGAGCCUCCAGUACGAUUGGAGCAUGGUCAGCAAUUUACUCAAUUCGUACAGUUUUGAACUUAGCGUUCUGGGUCUGCAGGCUGUCCGGUACACAUUCGGGCUAGAUAAGGACGACAAUAUUGUAAAGAUCGACAAGGACCAACCAGACCGCCUAUUGGCAUUAGAUAGUGCCACUAAAAAAGUAUAUGAUCAAACAGCUACCUACUUCUGCACCCUACCUAAUGCUAAGAGGACGUGUGUGCGACCAGCUAAUCCAGCCAACGGAUCCUACGGCACAGGCACCUUCACAGCCACACAAACGCUGACGUUAACUUGUGCCAGUGGCUACCAACUAUUCAAUUCUGCUACUGCGACUUGCGAAGCAGAUGGCCAAGUGACCGGUGCAAAUGGCACUUGUGCCCGGAGCUGUACAAGGCCAUCUAAUCCCUCCAACGGAGCCUACAGAACAGGUGACUUCAACUCCGUACAGAACACGCUGAGGUUAACUUGUAACAGUGGCUACCAGCUAUACAACUCUUCUACGGCGACUUGCGACUCAGAUGGCCAAGUGAGCGGUGCAAAUGGCACCUGUCAUGCAACAUGCGGACAUGACGGCAUUUGCACGAGAUACGAGGCGUGCAUUAACGGGAAGUGCGUAGGAUGUCAUACUCAUCCACCAGCCUAUACAGGAACUUGCAGUCCACCAUGCAGGAAGGGUCAGCAUUGCGUCGGCUCUGAUGAUUGCAGACAUGUGAUUGCUGUUCCCCGGGAAGAGCUGCCUAGCACUGUAUCUGGAGGGCAUCUGCUGCUGACGGUCGAAGAAUUAUAUUCCCACCACCGUGUUUCCAAAUAUCCUGAUUACGCCUUUAGAAAAGUGAAUGAUAAUGAUUAUAGUCUACCGGCCGGGGAGUUUUGCCACUUUAUCCAAAAAAGGGUACACUAUCUUUACUACCGUUUCCGCAUUGACAGGAUGUUCCGGGAUGAAAAACAUCAUGAGUAUGCCGAAACUGUCAAGGUCGGCUUCUUAGGGGCAGAUCCACCUCCAGCAGGGUCACAGGUGGACGUCUUCCCGGACUCGGUCAACACCAAGCUGAGCGACUAUCCGUUCGUCCGCGUCCGCUGGCCGAAUGUCACCGUGAACCUGCCGUGCGUGGCGCUGCGCUCGGGCGCGGCUCCUGCCGUCGAGAUCGAGGUGGCUUACUCGGCGUACGGAAAGCAGGUGGCUGCGCAUAAGCUGACUGCGGCCAACGGCAGCUGCCCACAAGACACGUACACGUUGCGACCUCGCGAGGCAGGCCGGUACAGCUACAAGUUCAGGGCGGUAGCACCAGUCCCCACGGUGUUCUCCGCGGAUUUUCAAUUUUUCGUUCCGUUCGAUCAAGGACCGGAAACCUGCGAUGAGAUUGCCAAUGAAACAUGCACAGCACAGUACAGAGAUUGUGUGAUGGAAAAGGGAGCAUCCGUAUGCGUCCACCGUCAAGAUAUCCUGUGCAAGGCGGAAAAGGAGGGUCGCAAACUGGCAUGCGAUGCAGGAUACACAGCGUUUUACGACUUCAUUCCGUGUCCAUACCACAGUGGCACGAGGAGCCUUCGACUCCAAACGUGUGAGAAAACAACCGGACUUCGCGGCAACGAACUUUGCUGGCCCACUGUGAAAAGCCUGAAAGUGGCAAAUCAGAAGUACAGCUACCCUGGCGCCAUUGCGUUCUGUGCCAAGCAUAAUGCAACUCUGCUGAGCCACAAAGCGUUUGACGCUGGUUGCGCUAGACGAAUUCUCCUGCACCUGCCCAAGGCUUGGGUAUAUCAGGGAGCACAACGUAUCGGCAGCCAAGACACUGAUCGGCAGGUCAGCCUUGUGGAUGAGCUUCUCACCGUCAUAUGUGAACUGACCCCAACGGACUGCAGGAUAAAUGCGCAUGUUAGUAUAAUGUGCAAAAGUCAAUGGAAACUUUGUGUUAUUGAAAAUGGCCAUCCAGUUUGCAAACCAGAUCUCAGAAACUUCGACAUCUUUCGCUUGACACCAACCUUUAUAGCUGCUGUUCGAAAGGCAACUAGCGAUGAUCUUACGUACGAUGAAAUACUGCGUCAGUGCACUGCAAUCGACAUGCACAUGGUGACGUUCACUGAUGUGCAACUUGUCAACAGUAUGCAAUCAAGUCCGCUCGUCACUAAGCUACAGGCCGAUUUCUACCCGGACAGCUACAAGGGCCUGACACUUAAGAACAGAAAAGCGGCACGCAUCCUUCCCAACGGCACUCUGUAUGAGGAGGGCCUGCUGCCGGGUGAGACCGGAACUCUUCUUUGCCGGACCCCAACCCCGGCAGCUGGCUGAUAGCACAAGGAAUCCAGUAAUUGCUCACAGUGGACAGGCUCCAUCCAGCCAGGACGUCUCUCCUCCCCU